Molecule: messenger RNA, 594 nt
Organism: Aspergillus piperis CBS 112811
Lineage: Eukaryota; Fungi; Ascomycota; Eurotiomycetes; Eurotiales; Aspergillaceae
Exons: 2
Coding region: 1-594 (197 amino acids)
Source: RefSeq, a predicted model, not a curated record
AUGGCCGGUAUCGAACUUCCUCCUCACCUGAUGCGUCAGGCCACCCGCACCAACAGCCGCAUUCCUCCCAUGGCUCGUCGCUCCGUCUCUCCCUUCCCCACUCGCAUGGCCGCUCUCUCCCGCGACAAGCUUCAAAAGGAAGCCUCUACAAAGAACCCCGAUCUGCGCCGAUGCCUUGCUCACCACACUCUCCUCAACCGCUCCAUUGAAGCCGCCCAGCAAGACGUGCGUCGGCGCAUGGCAUCCUUCCACCUUGAUGAAGAAGACGAUGAUGACUUCACCACCUCCUACCACUCUACACCCAAUGAGGCUACGGCUGUGCCUCUCAUCCGGGUCCAGAUCACCAAUGCUGUGCGGGCUAUGGUGAAGCGUCGUGCCGCAGAUAGCCAGCAGAACGACCAGCUGAAUGGGUUGACGCGGGUGUCGGCGAAUGCAGACAAGGCGGUGAACAACAACAGCAGCAGCAGCAGCAGCAGCAGCAGCAGUAUGAAGAGUCUGAAGAGGGUCCCUCGUGUGGUCUUCGGUCGGCGUCGCUGGCCUUUGUAUGGAGCGGGACCACUGCAGACUGGAUUGGUGUUAUACUAUACUAUUUAG